Messenger RNA from Kickxella alabastrina, 1378 nucleotides. RefSeq lists its product as uncharacterized. Gene Ontology annotation, molecular function: sepiapterin reductase (NADP+) activity. Lineage: Eukaryota; Fungi; Kickxellomycota; Kickxellomycetes; Kickxellales; Kickxellaceae. Gene Ontology annotation, biological process: tetrahydrobiopterin biosynthetic process. The record is from RefSeq and is a predicted model, not a curated record. Bases 133 to 963 code for a protein of 276 amino acids. The transcript has a single exon.
CGCAUAUACAACAAUCCUUUUCUUUCUUUCUAUCUUUCUAUUUUUUUUUAGAAAAAGAGGAGACAAUUAAUAGCAGCAAUACGUUAUAAUAAUAAUAUAUAAAUCUUUUCCAACUAUAGUAAUAAAAAUAUUAUGCCUGGUACCCAGAUAUAUGCGAUUACCGGAGCCAACCGUGGUCUAGGCCGGGGCAUCGCACUGGCACUUUCCCGGCGCAGCACACCAGAGCAUCCGCGGCACCUUCUCCUCAUUGGCCGCAACGCAGCCGAGCUCGCCGCAGUAGCCGCCUCCUGCGUGUCGGCAAAAACACCAUGCACCAGCACCACGGUGCUCAGCACAUUCGACCUCAGCAACCCCUCAAGCAGCAGCAGGUCCGUCAUAUCCGCGCUCGCACAAAUCAUCAAUAAAAACAAGUUGCCUGGCACAGCAGGCGUAGAGUCCCUGACGCUGGUUAAUUGCGCCGGCACAUUGGGAAAUGUCAGCAAGCAGGUGAGGGAAUACUCGGAGGAGGAGAUCCACCAAUACGCGGUGAUGAACUUCGUAUCUUUCAGCACGCUGACAUCCCAGUUUCUGCGCGAAUUCUCGCACUCUUUAGAGGGGGAGAAAGGCGGUUGGGUGGUUUGCGUGGUGAAUAUUUCGUCGCUUUUGGCCGUGGAGGCGUUCAGCCAUUGGGGGCUUUAUGCGGCAAUUAAGGCUGCGCGCGACCAGCUUGUAUGCGUUGUGGCCAAGGAGCAGCCCAGUGUGCGUGUGCUGAGCUAUGCGCCGGGCCCGCUGGACAACGAUAUGCAGAGGGAGGUCAGGGAGACGAUGGGCGAUGAGGAGCAGAGGGGGAUUUACCAGCGCAUGCAGCGGAGGGGCGAGCUCGUCAGUGUUGAGGAUUCGGCGCAGGUGCUGUGUGAGAUCCUCGACCUUGGGCAGUUUGAAAGUGGGGCACACAUUGAUUACUACGAUGUAAAGCGGGUAUGAAAUAGUGCAAAAAAACAAUGUUUUUCAUAAUGGUUUUUAUUAGGCAACAGGGAGAGAGUAACAGCAGCAUCAUCGCCGAAAACACCCCACACGUUGCAUGCUAUUUUUUUUGUUUCUCAUAGUUUUAUUAUUUCAUUAUUUCCUAUUUCACUUUACCACACUAAUACCGAUUUUUUAUUAUUCUUGUUGAAUAUUUCGGAAUGAGCGCAGACAUGGACCUCUGCCAGUAAUGUAUCUUGUUAUUCCAUAUCCACUUUAAUUCCAAUUUUAAUUCCAAGUACACUUUUAAUUCCAAUUCGAAGUACACUUUUAAUUCCAAUUCGAAGUACACUUUUAAUUCCAAUUCCAAGUACAAUUCCAAGUACAACUACAACUCCAAGUACAACUACAACUCCAAGUACAGCUCCAACUCCAA